This is a messenger RNA of Drosophila subobscura, 1202 nucleotides long. It is a transcript of the gene Pex11c, whose product is annotated as peroxisomal membrane protein 11C. Gene Ontology annotation, biological process: peroxisome fission. Bases 94 to 795 code for a protein of 233 amino acids. The transcript is spliced from 4 exons. Gene Ontology annotation, cellular component: peroxisomal membrane. Lineage: Eukaryota; Metazoa; Arthropoda; Insecta; Diptera; Drosophilidae. The record is from RefSeq and is a predicted model, not a curated record.
CAGUUUCUGUUUCUUUUAUUUCAUUUCGCUGCGCGUUUGACUGACUUGGUACUGUAAAACGGUAUUUGUACUUGAUCUUUAAGCAUAACCAACAUGAGCAGCACAUCAAAGUUCGUGAGCGAAUUCUGUGAUAUUAUCGACUCCUAUGGCGGGCGUGAUAAGGUGAUGAAAGCGCUCUGCUACAGUGCCAAACUGGUGGCUGGCUACCAUGCGAAGAGGAAUCCCGAUUUGGCCAAGCGAUAUGCCACGGCCAGCUCAAAGAUAUCCGGAGCCAGGGCCACCCUGCGGCUGAUCGACGACAUUCCCAUGAUACAGUACGCCCUGGAGUAUGGCUUGGGGGAGAAUGAGCCGGAUCGCGUUAUGGCCGUGCUGGGGGUGACGGCCAAUAUCGUGGACCUGCUGUACUACCCAAUCGAGAAGGUCUGCUGGCUGGCCGAGCACAAGAUUGUGGAUGUGAAGAAUGCGGACAGAUGGGACAACGUAAAUUCCAUAUUCUGGGUGCUCUCCGUUUACCUCAACCUGAUGCGAACAAUGCGUAACUUCUCCCUGAAUCAGGAAAAACUGAGCUGCAAUCCAAAGCUAAGCGACAUUGAUGCCACUACCUUGGCCAAGCAUCGCCUCGAGCUGGUGUCCAUCGCUCGCAUAUCCCUGGACUUUGUGCACGCUGUCAGCACCCUUCCCGGAGGCUAUCUGUGGGGCGGCAAGCUCUCGACCUUCCAGGUGGGGGCGAUAGGCACCCUAUCCGCCGGCCUGGGCAUCUAUCAGAUCUUUGCAAAAAGAAGACUGAACAAGUAGUGGUCGCCGCUCGCCUUUUUGUACUCGUAUUUUUGUUGAUCGAAAUUUUUAAACUAGUCCUUAGAAGUUUUUGUACGUUAGUAGAGUAAGUUUAACCGCGCAACAAGUGUCUAGCAUGUAAGAUAAUUGAGAAGCACAAAAUACACGCUUAAAAAUUGAGAAAGUCUUGUGAUGGUUCUUGGUCUGUGUGUCCUUUAUUAUCUGAUACUUCAUUUUAUUGUGUGUUUGCUGUUAGGUUCCGAUACAUGUAAUGGAGUACAGUAUGUGUAUGCUCUCUGUUCUGUUUUAGUGUGCCUUUAGCAUGCCAGCAUAUAAGGCUUAACAUAAUGUACAGGCUCCGCUCUCUUCAUGAAUAUUGUCAUCGCCCUGCCGAGGCGAGGGUUCAUUACAAGAAAUAUGAAUAAUAA